Molecule: messenger RNA, 1602 nt
Organism: Lottia gigantea (owl limpet)
Lineage: Eukaryota; Metazoa; Mollusca; Gastropoda; Lottiidae
Exons: 10
Coding region: 1-1602 (533 amino acids)
Biological process (GO): cilium assembly; axoneme assembly; cilium movement involved in cell motility
Cellular component (GO): radial spoke; axoneme
Source: RefSeq, a predicted model, not a curated record
AUGUCUACGUCUCCAACAAAUGAGGAAGUCAAGCCAGACACACCCAGCACAACACAACUGAGUGCCAAAGAAAAUGAAUUUAUCAAGGCAAAAUCGUACCUUCUCACUGCCAGUACAAAUACUGGUAUGAAUCUGUAUGACCAUCUAUCUAAAGUUUUAAACAGAGUUUUAGAUGAGAGGCCAAAUAAUGUAGCUGAUAUUAUUGAAGAUAUUAGUAAUGAUACAAAACGAUCUAAAUUCACAUCUAAAGCUGAUACAGUUCAGGACAAAGUUGAUAAAUCUACAGAAGUAGCACUUGCCCAAUUACAGAAAAAACUAUUCUCAAAAGGUGAAGGUGAAGAAGAAGAACCACAACCAGAUGAAGAAGUUGAAACUCCCCUCCCCAAUCUCAUGGAAUUGUCCUUUUAUUUUGAACAAGCUGCUAUUGGUUUGAAUAGAGAGGAAGUGAUUCGCGUCUGGUUGGCUUUAAAAAACUUGGUAGACAAUCACCCGUUACAACAUGUACGAUUUUGGGGUAAAAUAUUAGGAACUGAACAGAAUUAUUACGUGGCUGAGGUGGAAUAUCGAGAAGGUGAUGAAGAGGAAGAGGAAGAAGAAGAGAAUGAAGAAGACACAACAGAAAAAGAUGAUGCUGAGGAGGGAGAAGAGGAGACUGAAGAAGAUGAUAUUCCUAAACCAGAAUUUAAAUCACCAGCUCUUCCACCUAAAGAAGACAACAGAACUGGUGUUAAUAAGAAAACAUACUUUGUCUGUAAUGAACCUGGUAAACCCUGGGUAAAACUACCAGCAGUGAACCCAACCCAGGUUUCUGUAGCAAGGAAAAUCAAGAAAUUCUUCACUGGCCGACUUGAUGCACCUGUUGUGUGCUAUCCACCCUUUACUGGUAAUGAAUCUAACUACCUUAGAGCCCAGAUUGCUCGCAUCAGUGCUGGAACUCACAUCUCGCCCCUUGGAUUCUACCAGUUUGAUGAAGAGGAAGAGGAAGAAGAAGAGGGAGAAGCUAGAGAUCAUUUUGUAGAGAAUUUAGAUUUUGAAGGUAUUACUGUGAGGGAGCUAGCAGACCCUAGUUUAACUAACUGGGUUCAUCAUGUCCAACAUAUUUUACCACAGGGUCGUUGUUCCUGGUGGAAUCCUGUCCAGAAAUCAGAGGAUGAUUUUGAAGAUGAAGAUGAAGAAGAAGAGAGAGAGGAACCAGAUGAGCCUGAGCCAGAAGUUGGACCCCCACUCCUCACUCCCAUUGCUGAAGAUGAUGAAGUAGGGGGCAUGUCACCCUGGACUCCUAAACUCUCCUCCAAUAUCAUUCCUCAAUAUUCCAUAGCUGUCAUGCACUCUAAUUUAUGGCCUGGUGCUCAUGCUUUCGCUUUUGAAAAGAAAUUUGAAAAUAUUUAUAUUGGAUAUGGUCACAAAUACGCUCAAGAUAAUUUCAGCCCUGUACCACCCCCAGCUGUCCAGGAAGAGUUCCCUAGUGGUCCAGAAAUCACAGAAGGUGAAGACCCUACACCUGAGGAAGAAGCGGCAUUACGUGCUGCCCAACAGGAAGCUGCUGAGGCUGCAGAAGAGAUGGAAGAGGCAGAGGAAGAAGAAGAUGAAGAUGAAAAUUAG